UUAUAAUAUUCAAGAAUCAAGACAAUUUUGUAUUUUUUAUCAGAAAUGGAAACAGAAGAACUAUUAACUCAAGGCGCUGAGGCUCGAGUCUAUAUUGGAAAAUUUAACGACGAAAAAUGUAUCAUAAAAGAACGAUUCACCAAAAAAUACCGCCACCCGGACUUGGACACUCAGAUUACGAAGCAACGAAUCAAAGCUGAAAAUAGUGCGAUUACACGUUGUCUUGCAGCCGGUGUUCUAGCACCAAAAGUUCUACAAGUAAACUACAACUCCAAAAAAAUCUACAUGCAGUACUUUGAAAAAGCAAUAACGUGCAAGGAAUUUAUAAAGAAAAUAGUUUCGUCAGAGUCUACUGCUGAAGCUGAGACCAAACUUUCAGAUCUUUGUGCAUCAGUAGGGAUUGUUUUGAGUAAAAUUCAUAGCAAUAACAUAAUUCAUGGCGAUUUAACGACAUCCAACAUAUUAGUUAAUCCGAAAGUAGAAGAUUUCUGUGAUUAUGAAUUGAUUCUUAUAGACUUCGGAUUGAGUCAGUAUAGCACGAGUCCUGAGGAUAAAGGCGUUGAUUUGUACGUAUUGGAGAGAGCUUUGCUCAGCACACACAGUCAGCAACCUAAGCUAUUUGAAAGCAUUUUAUCAUCAUACCAAAAGCAAAUGCAGGAUAGUCAGGCAGUCAUAUCGCGGUUUCAGGAAGUAAGAAGACGUGGUCGGAAAAGAAAUAUGGUCGGUUAGACUGUACAGAUAAAUAAAAUACAUUUUAAAAACCAAA
Molecule: messenger RNA, 766 nt
Organism: Eupeodes corollae
Lineage: Eukaryota; Metazoa; Arthropoda; Insecta; Diptera; Syrphidae
Gene: Prpk
Product: EKC/KEOPS complex subunit TP53RK
Exons: 1
Coding region: 46-729 (227 amino acids)
Biological process (GO): protein phosphorylation
Cellular component (GO): nucleus; cytosol; EKC/KEOPS complex
Molecular function (GO): protein serine/threonine kinase activity; ATP binding
Source: RefSeq, a predicted model, not a curated record